Molecule: messenger RNA, 765 nt
Organism: Pecten maximus
Lineage: Eukaryota; Metazoa; Mollusca; Bivalvia; Pectinida; Pectinidae
Exons: 1
Coding region: 1-765 (254 amino acids)
Source: RefSeq, a predicted model, not a curated record
AUGGAAAUGGAAGAUAAAGGACAUAGAUGCGGAGACUGCGGAAAAAUAUACAAAAGCAAAAGAAACCUCAAUCGUCACCGGAAUGUUAGUCAUGCCGAUAACAUCAAAGUCAAAUACUGUCACAUCGACGGGUGUGAACGGUCAUUCACACGAACAGAAUACCUAAAACUUCACCUAACGAGGGUUCAUAAGUUAUCCAUUGAGACAGCUAGAGGAAUGGCAAAAGAUGCAGUGUACAAUCAUUUAGAAAGGGACAACCAUGAUAACGCCACAAAGUCGUUGUUCGACCUAAUAGAGGAAAUUUCCAGUCCAGAGAGUCCACCACAUAUCCCGGAUCAGGCCAUGGGCUAUCCAACACCUGUCGGAAGUCCGAGGGACAAUUAUGGAUGCGAGAUUAAUUCGGAGAGUGAACCAGAAGAAGAGUCUAUGAAUAGUACACCAAGUUCUCCUCAUUCGCCGAAUAAUUUCGAUGACGGUACGUCAAGUUUCGAUGACGAGGAGGAGAACUGUAGUGUGUCUGACAGGAGAGAGAUUCUCUCUGAGGAAACCUUCACAAUCAAAUUAAUGACCCGCACGGUACGGGAAGGAAACUCUGUGACCACAGAAAGAAACCAAAUUUUCGAGGCGAGGUGUAAUGGUCGACAAGUUCCACCAUACAAUGUCGACUGGAACAGUUUUUUCACGUUCUUAAAGGACGAAAUUAGUGAACAUUCCGAUAAACAAUAUUCCAGAAACGCGGAAGAUGUUGAAGAUUUAGACCAGUGA